Molecule: messenger RNA, 2211 nt
Organism: Cuscuta campestris
Lineage: Eukaryota; Viridiplantae; Streptophyta; Magnoliopsida; Solanales; Convolvulaceae
Source: the annotation of a GenBank genome assembly
CAAACAGCCGCUCUAUGUUUUAAACAUAGGGGACAGACUGCAUACAUCCAACCCCCCUUACCCUGCAAUGGGCGGGAGCCAUUGAGGCACUGGGGUAAUGUUGUUGUAUUUUUUGGGUUCCAAAUGGACCCAAAAUAUGCAAAAGUAAUUUUUUUUGAAGCUUACACGCUUGUGAUCACAAUCACUGUUGACACUUCUGAGCUUCACUCUGCCAUCUGUUGUAGUAUUAUCUGAAUGCAGAUUCCAUACCCGGCUACUGAACAGUGAUCCAGCUAGAAAGGUUGCCACACAGAGAACUACUAUGGCUUUCCCGGAAACUGCUUUCGCUCUCAUUUUUGAACUCACUUUGCCGAGCUGCCUAGGCCACGUAAUCAGCUGCAGCCCAGAAGUUUGAGACGGGAUAUAUGGCAUAAAAUGUUCCCACUAUACAGUCUGGGUGCAUCUUCAGUGUCAAUUUAAUUUUAGUAAAAUUAAAUUGACACUAGAAGAUCUUCGGUCAUAAUCUGUAUUCCAUAGAACAGCUCAUGUGGGUGGGCUCAGGUUCGAUUCAUAAGUUCCAUAAAAAGAAACUUUAACCAUGUGUCAAACGGUUAAAUUGUCCUCACAUGUAUUAUUUAUAAUAAUAUGCGUGACGACAAUUCAUCCGUUGAAAUGGUACAUGGGUCCCAAUUUUGAAAGAGAUGCCAUCCUGACCCUACCAUAAUUGUUCCAAUGAUGUUCAUAUACUACUACAGUUUUACUGUGUACAACCGACAACAGAUAAGAAUGGGAAAAUGCUACUUUAACCCCACGGAUGACAUCAAGGUUGGCACCACCCUAGACAAUCAAUGAUUGGCUGUGAGAAAUCGUUGUAAUUUGUGCCAUUUCUGAAAAUUUGAAUCAUAUUCUAGUAAAGAAGGAAUUUUUUGUAUUAUGGUGUUUGGUUUACAUAGAAAGUGUAAUUAAAAUGCAUUAAUCAAGAAGUGUCUUUAGCUGCAAUCACUAAACUAUGCUUAGAUUAUCAUACGGCUAUAGAUGGUGUCCUUCGGAAUAAUAGAGGUCAGUGGAAACGUGGAUGCAGGCCCAAGCGGUGUGGGAAGGUUUCAACUUUCACCUCACCAACAAAUCAAUAAACUGCAGACCUCACCGGAGAAAAUGGUGUCUCCUUCAGUCCGGCCGGAAAGUCAUGCCCUAGUCAAAAGGAGCUUCCUUUUUCCCGGGGGCUUCUUCGUCGCUUUCCUCCGCCGCUACUAACAGCAAAUCACAGGGAAAGUGAAUUCACGCUCUUACUAGGCCGAGAUUUUCUCUUUCAUCAAGUUGAUUUGUUGAUCUUUGUGGAAAAUUUUAGCUUUGUUGGAAUCGCCUAAGGCAGAUUGUUCAGAUCUCGAGCUCCGAUCUGCUGUGGGAAUCAAUUUCUGGGCCCGAACCUAAUCGAAAUCUGCUCCAGGUUUCAGUGUUCAUCACGAACGGUAGAGUCCCAAAUUCAACAGCCCCACGCUAGGCGGAUGCCAGCCACGUCGGCUACGUGCAGAGUCCAUAGUGCCGCGAUGAUAUUGUUGGAACAUGAAUUUAAAACCUAUCUUAGCCAUCUCUCUAACUUUCUUGGAAUUCAGAGCCAAACCCCAGGAUACCAAAAAGAAAAUCAGCCUUUCCUCACCACAAAAAAAAAAGAAAAACCAUCCAAUAUUUAUGCGAGAGAGAAGGGGUAUCCAAAUAGUUUUUAAUUUCAUAAGUUGAUAGUAUUCAGUAUUCGGAUACCCCUUCUCUCUCGAGUACUAAUCGGAAGGUAUUGUUGGUUGAGGACAUUUCCAUGGUUCUUAUUCAGGUUUUGUUAUUUGUGAUGCAUCGGUGUGGGAUUAUUGUUCUCAGAACAUAUUAAAGCAUCUUCCUGAAACACCUCCCUUUCAUCAGUUCCUCGGACUGCUGUAGUCCCUCUUAACAUUGCAGGAAAUGGCGUCUUCUUCACUCCGGUCCGGCACGUGUCGAUCAUACAACAACAUUACCCCAGUGCCUCAAUGGCUACCGGCCAUCCCGUGUAUCUAGCUGCAAGAGUAUAUAUAUAUAUAUAGGACUACACUUUGCUAGAGUAUAUAAAACUUUAAUUUCAAUCACACAAUUUCAUUUUUUUUUUAAAAUUUUGUAACGAACCAAAUGCAAAUUAUCAAAUUUGGAGUAUUUCACAAACAAAAUUUUGCAUUAUUGAUAAUUAAAGAAGAAAUGUACUGCACAUAA